GUAUUAGAAAUGGCAGUCAGAUAGGUCGUGAUACUUACCGAAUAGUCAGAAGCGAGAACGCCGAAAGAACGGAGAACGUCGUCGGUCACAAAUUUGUUGCUUCUUUCGCUGUCUCUUCGCAUGAUAUAACCGUCUGCGUUCUGUCUAUUAGGUGGAAUUUUUUCCAUCAUUGAUUGAGCAUUCAGAUGAAAUAUCUGGGAAGGCGGUUGUUCUGGCUACUGGUGGUUUCAGUUGCGAUCAUUCCAAAGAAGGCUCACUACUGCAAGAAUUUGCUCCGGAAAAAGCUAAUUUUCCUACAACUAAUGGUCCAUGGGCCACAGGGAGAGGGGUUAAAAUGGCUCGAGCUAUGGGCGCAGCUCUGGUGGGGAUGCAAAAUGUCCAGAUCCAUCCUACGGCAUUUGUGGACCCGAAAGAUCCAGUAGCAACAACGAAAUUUCUUGCCGCGGAAGCUCUCAGGGGAAAGGGUGCCAUUUUGUUAAACGAUAAAGGAGAACGAUUUGUAAAUGAACUAGGGCGUCGUGAUCAUGUCACCGAUAAAAUCUUGAAAUUCUGUGCUAAAAAUGAAGAAGCUGGUGGCGCUCAUACUGCUUUCAUGAUUAUGGAUGAUCAGGCAGUAGAUGAUUUUGGACGUGCUUCAUUUGGUUUUUAUGCCAAAAUUAAAGGUUUUUUUAAGCAAUUGGACACUUUAGAAGAAGUAGCGAAUUACAUGGGAAUAGAAUCGUCAAAACUGAAAGCAACCUUGGAUGAGUAUAACAAGCAUGCCCAUUCAACUUUGUCUAAGGAGGAUAAAUUCGGAAAGAAGAUUUUCCCGGUUGCUUUGGAACAUCCGCCUUAUUAUGUUGCCAUUAUCACACCAGCUGUUCAUUACACAAUGGGAGGGAUAAAAAUUGAUAAAGACGCAGCCGUGUACAAUGAAUUUUCGGGCAAACCAUUCAAAGGAUUACUGGCUGCAGGAGAAGUCACAGGAGGUGUACAUGGUCGUAAUAGGUUGGCUGGGAAUUCAUUGCUAGAAUGCGUUGUUUACGGGCGCAUAGCUGGACACAAUGCAGCAAAUAUACGUUAUUCAGCUUCUGAUGCAACGCUAACACGCGCUGAUUUAUGA
Molecule: messenger RNA, 1102 nt
Organism: Loa loa (African eye worm)
Lineage: Eukaryota; Metazoa; Nematoda; Chromadorea; Rhabditida; Onchocercidae
Exons: 8
Coding region: 335-1102 (255 amino acids)
Source: RefSeq, a predicted model, not a curated record